This is a messenger RNA of Carya illinoinensis, 5150 nucleotides long. Its product is annotated as eukaryotic translation initiation factor 5B-like. NCBI's taxonomy places the organism in Eukaryota, Viridiplantae, Streptophyta, Magnoliopsida, Fagales, Juglandaceae. Gene Ontology annotation, molecular function: GTPase activity; GTP binding; translation initiation factor activity. The transcript is spliced from 12 exons. Bases 561 to 4709 code for a protein of 1382 amino acids. The record is from RefSeq and is a predicted model, not a curated record.
CCUUCUUUUAUAUUUAAAAAAAAAUUAAAAAUUAAAAUAAGAUUGAGUCGAUGGGAUUGUGAUUGUUCCUAUCCAAACACGAAUUGCAACCUCUUCGCAAGUCCAAAACGGGUGCAGAGUUGCAACCAAACCCAACUCACGGAAUACAUUCUGCACAGACCCAAAAGACAACCCUUGAACAAAUUAUAUAUUGCCGACUCCUCUGCCCUUCCCUUCUGGUCUUCUCUGCAUUUCCUUCAAACCACUUCUUGCCCUGUCUCAGCUAUCCAUUCCUUCCAGUUUGCCUACUCCGUUUACCUCGUUUCAAUUCCUUUGUUCUCGCCAUUGCUCCGAUUCUCUUUCUCGUUUCCCACCGUCGCCCCAAGUAACCUCUUUCUCUACGCUUUGUCUGCUCUCGAUUGAUUGAUUUUGUUUUAAGACUCUUUUCCAUUUUUUAGUGAUAAAUUUCAGGUCUUUUUCAUAUGAGAUUUUGUAGGAUAGAUCUGAUUGUAUAGGUUCUGGUUCUGGUUCUCGGUCUACUCAUCGAAUCCAAUUCGUCGAAAAGAAAGAACGUAUUUUUGAUGGGUCGAAAGAAGCCGAUGGUUCGUGGGGACGAAGCCCCUGCUGCGGUGUCUAAGUCGAAGAAGAAGGAGGUCGUCAUCGACGACGAUGAGUACACUAUCGGAGUUGAGCUGUCCGAGGAGCCAGAGGCUCAAGAUAGGGUUGCUGUAACUGGGAAGAAGAAGGGUAAGAAGGGGGGCGCGAAAGCUUUGAACCCCAAGGACGAUGAGGGUGACGAUGUCGAAAAGGAAGAGGACGAUGCUCCUGAUACGAUGUUUACUGGGAAGAAGAAAGGGAAGUCGAAGAAGGGCGGUGGGAAUAGAGCGUUUAACGCUUCUGGAUUCGGUUUGUUGGGAGAAGAGGAUGACGAUGAGGAUGGACGCUCUGGACUAACUGAUGAGAAAGACAGUGUGGAAGAUGAUGAUGAGCAAGUGGUAAGCUUCUCAGGGAAUAAGAAGACGAAGAAGAAGAAGCCGUCCAAGGACGCCAGCAUGGGUGGUAGUAGUUUGUUUAGUGCAUCGGCGUUUGAUGCUAUUGAUGAUGAUGGUGACAAUCUUGAUGAUAAUGAGGGGGAGGAGGUGGAUAAUUCUUUGGGAGAAAGUAAAGUUGAGGAUGGCGAUGAUGAAGAUGAGCAAGUAAUUGCUUUUACAGGGAAGAAGAAGAAGUCAUCCAAAGCCAAAGGUGGCAGCAAAGGUGGUGGUGGUAGUGUGUUCACAACGUCUGAUUUUAACGGGCUGGAUGAUGGGGAUGAAAAGAAAGAAGAGGAUGAAGAUGUUGCCCCGCUUACUUUCUUGGGUAAGAAAAAGAAGUCUUCAAAGAAGACUGUUGGUAGUAGUAGUUCCUUUAGUGCUGUGUUGGCUGAUGAGGAGAAUGAUGAAGAUACUUCCGUGUCUGAACAUACUAGAGCUGAUGAUGAUACUGUAGGGGAUGAAGAUUUCUCUGCAAUCACAUUUUCGGGUAAGAAAAAGUCUUCAAAGAAAAAGAGUAGUAGCGUUUUUACUGAACUGGGAGAUGAAGCUGAAGUUAGGAGUAUAGAUGAACCUGAACAACCGAGUAUGGGAACUAGUAAUGUGGUAGCUGAAGUGUAUAAAGUUAAUAAGAGUGAAGAGGUAAAGGACACUUCUAAAACUAAGAAGAAAAAGAAGAAGGGUGGAAGAACAGCUGAGGAGGAGGACGAUUUAGAUAAGAUUCUUGCAGAACUCGGUGAGGCGCCUCCUAUGUCAAAGCCGGCUGCUCUUCCACAAGAAGAGAAAAUUGAGGUUCAACCUGAACCAGUUGCUCUGGCUGAUGAGAAGGAAGGUGAAGAAGAGAGUGUGGAUUCUGCUGCAGCAAAGAAGAAGAAGAAGAAGAAGGAGAAGGAAAAAGAGAAGAAGGCAGCAGCAGCAGCAGCUGCUGCCACUGUUUUGGAGGUGAAGGAUGAAACCCAGGAUGAAAUAAUAACUGAACCAACAAAGCCAAAGAAGAACGAAUCUAAGAGUAAAGCUGCGGACAAGAAAGUGCCAAAACAUGUUAGGGAAAUGCAAGAAGCAAUUGCUCGGAGAAAAGAAGCUGAAGAGAGGAAGAAGAGGGAAGAAGAGGAAAGGUUGAGGAAGGAAGAAGAGGAGCGACGGAAGCAAGAAGAACUAGAGAGACUAGCAGAAGAAGCUAAGCGUAGAAAGAAGGAAAAGGAAAAAGAGAAAUUGCAGAGAAAAAAAGCGGAAGGUAAGCUUUUGACUACGAAGCAGAAGGAUGAAGCCCGAAGGUUGGAAGCAAUGAAGAACCAGUUCCUUGCUAAUGCAGGGAUGCUUCCCCCAUCUACAGACACUGUUGCACAAAAUAAACGUCCCAAAUAUCAGAACAAGAAGCAAAAACCAACUCACGAUAAAGCAAAUGGCGGUGCUCCUGACAAGCGGGUGGAAAAUGUAGAAGCAAAGGAAGAACCACCAGAGACUCUGGCCAAGAUGGAUAGCGUCGAUUCAGAGAAAGUUGAUGAGGAGUCCAUUGACAUGGAGGACAAGUCUGAAGUGGCUGAGGCUGUCGAAGAUAAUGGAGUGGAAGAAGAUGAUGAUGAGGAUGAAUGGGAUGCAAAGAGCUGGGAUGAUGUUGCAGUUAAUCUUUCUAUUAAAAGUGCGUUUGCUGAUGAAGAGGUCGACUCUGAGCCUGACCCAGUGGUUAAAAAGGAGACAAAGGUUGCAAUACCAACUUCUCACAAUGCUGCACCUCCUGCAACUGCCAAACCAAUGGGUGCUGCUAAGAAAACCACUCCUUCCCAUCCAAUAACAUCUCUGAAUCUUGAGAACAAGGAAAUACAGGAAGCUGAACUUGCUGAAAAAAAUAACAGAAAAGAUGAAUCCUCGAAAAAAGAAGCUUCAAGGUCUGAUUCUACCUCCAAACUGAGUGAAGAUAACCUUCGUUCCCCAAUUUGCUGCAUCAUGGGCCAUGUUGAUACUGGUAAAACAAAGUUGCUGGAUUGUAUCCGAGGCACUAAUGUUCAGGAAGGUGAAGCUGGAGGUAUCACUCAACAAAUUGGUGCAACAUAUUUUCCUGCUGAGAACAUUCGUGAGAGAACCAAGGAACUGAAAGCUGAUGCAAAACUGAAGGUCCCGGGUCUAUUGGUUAUUGAUACUCCUGGGCACGAAUCCUUUACUAAUUUGAGGUCACGGGGUUCGGGUUUAUGUGAUAUUGCAAUUUUGGUUGUCGACAUAAUGCAUGGCUUGGAGCCACAAACAAUAGAAUCACUUAACCUUUUGAAAAUGAGGAAUACAGAAUUCAUUGUUGCAUUGAAUAAGGUGGAUAGGCUCUAUGGAUGGAAAACAUGUCGCAAUGCACCAAUUGUGAAGGCCAUGAAACAACAAUCUAAGGAUGUACAAAAUGAAUUCAAUAUGAGGGUCACUCAGAUUGUAACCCAGUUCAAGGAGCAAGGUCUAAAUAGUGAAUUGUAUUAUAAGAAUAAGGAAAUGGGGGAAACUUUUAGCAUUGUACCUACAAGUGCUAUUAGUGGCGAAGGCAUCCCAGAUUUGUUAUUAUUAUUGAUUCAAUGGAGUCAGAAAACUAUGGUUGAGAAACUUACAUAUAGCAAUGAAAUUCAGUGUACAGUGUUGGAAGUCAAGGUCAUUGAAGGUCAUGGGACAACUAUUGAUGUUGUUUUAGUCAAUGGUGUGCUUCAUGAAGGAGAUCAAAUAGUUGUUUGUGGCAUGCAGGGACCUAUUGUCACCACAAUUCGAGCUUUAUUGACGCCCCAUCCAAUGAAGGAACUUCGAGUCAAGGGGACUUAUCUGCACCAUAAGGAAAUCAAGGCAGCAAUGGGUAUCAAGAUCUCGGCACAGGGCCUUGAACAUGCUAUAGCUGGCACUGGUCUAUAUAUUGUAGGUUCAGAUGAUGAUUUAGAGGAUGUCAAGGAAGCAGCUAUGGAAGAUGUGGAGUCAGUCAUGAGCAGGAUUGAUAAGAGUGGUGAGGGAGUUUAUGUGCAAGCGUCUACCUUAGGCUCCUUGGAAGCACUGCUCGAGUUCUUAAAGUCCCCAGCUGUAAACAUUCCUGUUAGUGGUAUAGGCAUAGGCCCAGUACAUAAAAAGGAUGUCAUGAAGGCCAGUGUAAUGCUUGAAAAGAAAAAGGAAUAUGCUACUAUCUUGGCAUUUGAUGUAAAAAUUAUGAAGGAUGCUGAGGAACUUGCAGAGUCUCUAAGUGUGACAAUUUUUCGGGCCGAUAUCAUUUAUCACUUGUUUGAUCAAUUUAAGGCCUAUAUUGACAACCUCAAGGAGGAAAAGAAGAAGGAAACUGCUGAUGAUGCGGUCUUCCCAUGUGUCCUUAAAAUUUUACCCAACUGUAUUUUCAACAAGAAGGAUCCAAUUGUAUUGGGGCUUGAUGUCCUUGAAGGCAUUGCAAAGGUUGGGACUCCGAUUUGUAUUCCUCAGAGGGAUUUUAUUGAUAUCGGACGAAUUGCAUCCAUUGAAAAUAAUCAUAAACCUGUGGAUAUUGCAAAGAAAGGGCAGAAGGUUGCAAUUAAGAUAGUUGGCACCAAUCCUGAGGAACAGCAAAAGAUGUUUGGUAGGCACUUUGAGCUUGAGGAUGAACUUGUCAGCCACAUCUCGAGGAAGUCAAUUGAUGUACUUAAAGCUAAUUAUAGGGAUGAUCUGUCUGUUGAGGAGUGGAAGUUGGUUGUGACAUUGAAGAGACUUUUCAAGAUACAAUGAUGAGGCAACUUUGAGUAGCUUUCCAAGAACAAAGGAGCUUCAUCGAGACUGCUCUGUUACAAACAAUGAUGCAGAAGGAAUGUGGUGGAGAAGAAGCUUUUGUCUAUCAUUUGGCCACUUGGUUUGACUUGGGGAGGGUGGUGCAAGGUUCCAUUGUCUUGCACAGAGAAGCCCUUUUGCUCAGAGUGACCAAUUAACUUGGUUUGAUUUUUGUGAAAAUCUCUUUCUUCUUCUUCUUCUUCUUCUUCUUCAUUAUUAUUAUUAUUAUUAUUAUUAUUAUUAUUUUUUUUUUGGGUGGUGUUGGCAUAGGAAAGAGGUUUCGGUACAAACAGGCAAUCGAGGGAAUGUAAUAAUGAUUAUAUAGAGGAGCCAUAUGAUGUUGAUAUAUUGGCAAUACUUUUUUUUGAAAGAAAAAAUAAUAGCCCGGCGGGUAUUUUCAAA